Molecule: messenger RNA, 1763 nt
Organism: Polychytrium aggregatum
Lineage: Eukaryota; Fungi; Chytridiomycota; Chytridiomycetes; Polychytriales
Product: calcineurin
Exons: 13
Coding region: 114-1649 (511 amino acids)
Biological process (GO): fungal-type cell wall organization; calcineurin-mediated signaling
Cellular component (GO): calcineurin complex; cytoplasm
Molecular function (GO): calmodulin-dependent protein phosphatase activity; calmodulin binding
Source: RefSeq, a predicted model, not a curated record
GUCCUUCACCCCGGCCCUUCCUCGCGCAGCGGCCGUCCAUCACCCCGUCCGUCGGUGUAUCCCUCAGCCGCCUCCCCAGCCGUCUUCCCAGCCAUCCCGCACCCUCCCGUGCCAUGACAGACUACACUAUUUUUGUCAACGAGGCGGGCGAGCAAUUCUCGACCCUGAACCGCAUCGUCACAGAUGUGCCUGCGCCCAUCACCGUUCCUCCCACGGAGGCCCAGUUCUACUCCAAGAAGGACCCCACCAAGCCCGACAUCGACAUGCUCAAAAACCUGUUUGUCCACGAGGGGCGACUCAGCGAGGAGCAGGCCCUGUUCAUCAUCCACGGCGGUGCCGCUGUUCUGAAACGGGAGCCCACGCUGCUAGAGGUGGAUGCCCCCAUAACGGUCUGCGGCGAUGUCCACGGCCAGUUCUUCGAUUUGAUGAAGCUGUUUGAAGUUGGAGGCAACCCUGCCGAGACCCGCUACCUGUUCCUGGGCGACUAUGUAGAUCGAGGCUACUUCUCGAUAGAGUGCGUGCUCUAUCUGUGGGCUCUGAAGAUGUGGUACCCGGACACCAUCUUCCUUCUGAGAGGCAACCACGAGUGCCGGCAUUUGACGGACUAUUUCACAUUCAAGCUGGAGUGUAAGCACAAGUAUUCCGAGAAGGUCUACGAAGCGUGCCUGGAGGCGUUCUGCUGCCUGCCCUUGGCGGCUGUCAUGAACAAGCAGUUCCUGUGUAUCCACGGCGGCCUCUCACCGGAAUUGAACACUCUCGAUGAUCUCCGCAACCUCAACCGUUUCCGGGAACCUCCGACCCACGGACUCAUGUGCGAUCUCCUCUGGGCUGAUCCGCUCGAGGAUUUCGGUCAGGAGCGAACCAACGAGUUCUUUGUCCACAACAGUGUUCGCGGCUGCUCGUACUUUUUCAGCUAUCACGCCGCCUGCGCCUUCUUGGAGCGCAACAACCUACUGUCGAUCAUUCGUGCCCACGAAGCCCAGGAUGCCGGAUAUCGGAUGUAUCGCAAGACCCGAACCACGGGCUUCCCAUCGGUGAUUACCAUCUUCUCGGCCCCCAACUAUUUGGAUGUCUACAACAACAAGGCUGCUGUGCUCAAGUACGAAAACAACGUCAUGAACAUUCGGCAGUUCAACUGCACGCCUCAUCCCUACUGGCUCCCCAACUUCAUGGAUGUCUUCACGUGGUCGCUUCCCUUUGUGGGCGAGAAAGUCACCGAUAUGCUCUUGUCGAUCCUCAACACCUGCACAAAGGAGGAGCUCGAGGAAGAUACGCCCAGCCCCACUAGUCCCGAAAAGGACGACAUCAGACAGAAGAAGCUGGCCCUCCGAAACAAGAUUCUGGCCAUCGGCAAGAUGGCUGUGGUCUUCCAGGUCCUGCGCCAAGAGCGCGAGAUUAUCACCGAGUUGAAGAGCGUUAUGGGUGUCGAGGCCCUUCCAGCCGGAACGCUCGCUACCGGUGCCGAGGGCAUCAAGAACGCCAUCGCCACGUUCGAGCAGGCCAAGAAGGCCGAUCUCGACAACGAGAAGCUUCCGCCCAUGCGUGACGGCGUCAAGGCUCCUGCUCCUGCUGCUCCGGUCUUUGGAAAUCUGCCGGCGGCUGCGCCUCUCAGCAGGCCCAUCAACGCCCCCAAGAUCACAGGCGUCUAAGGCCAGAGAUGGAGGGAUGGCAGGGUCUCGUGGUUGGGCUCAUCUCCUUCUCGAUCCGGGAGGGAGAGGGCCACCACUCGGAGAUGCCAGCAAGAUAUCCGGGGCAUAUAAGUG